AUGACAAAAUAUUUGUGGCUCUUCAUGCUCAUCCUCAUCAUUCCAGUGGCUCUGGAAGUUGGUGUGGAUCAAUCCAAGAAUGAAGUGAAGGUAUUGAGGUACUUUGAAUCCAUCAGUACCUCAAAUGCCAAUGUGAAGCAGUGUGUAUGGUUUGCUAUGAAAGAAUACAACAAAGGAAGUGGGGACAAGUAUGUCUUCCUCGUGGACAAGACAUUGCAUGCCAAGCUUCAGAUCACAGACCGAAUGGAAUACCACAUUGAUGUUCAGAUCUCCCGCAGCAAUUGCAAAAAGCCUUUAAACAAUACUGAAAACUGUGUCCCUCAAAAAAACUCCAAACUGGAAAAGAAAGUCAACUGCAGCUUUUUGGUAGCAGCACUUCCCUGGAUUGGCGAGUUCACCCUGUUGAACAAAGAAUGUAAAAAUAUCUAA
This is a messenger RNA of Onychomys torridus (southern grasshopper mouse), 429 nucleotides long. It is a transcript of the gene Cst8, whose product is annotated as cystatin 8. The record is from RefSeq and is a predicted model, not a curated record. Gene Ontology annotation, cellular component: extracellular region; cytoplasm; cell surface. The transcript is spliced from 3 exons. NCBI's taxonomy places the organism in Eukaryota, Metazoa, Chordata, Mammalia, Rodentia, Cricetidae. The coding region runs from base 1 to 429 and encodes 142 amino acids. Gene Ontology annotation, molecular function: cysteine-type endopeptidase inhibitor activity.